GUAGACAUUUACAUGGGCGUUAUCAUUAUCACACAUGGCCCUUCGCACAGUGUGUGUUGUCAUUGACGAAGUAUAAAAGCCUUAGUAAACCCAAAGGCACUACAUAUUCGUACCCGAGCUUCCAAGGGUCCGACGUCGCGAAAUAUGUCUUUCAAGAUCGUUCUCUUCGCCUGCGUGGCCUCCGUCUGCCAGGCUGCAGGCAUCCUUGCCCCUGUCGCCUACGGCGGCUACCCUUACAACAACUACCCGGCUCAACCGGCCAUCGCCUCGCACCAAUCGAACAUACUCAGGUCGCCUUUUAACCUUGGACAGAUAUCAACAUAUUCAAAGGCAAUCGACACUCCAUUCUCAAGCGUGCGCAAAUCUGAUGUGCGCGUUAGCAACCCCGGUCUAGCAGUCGGCGGGCUUGGCUUGGCGUCGGCGUACCAUGGCCUACCCGCGUAUCAUGGCAUAGCGCCAGUGACUACGGCGUAUCAUGGAGCCGUUGCUGCACCACUAGUGUCGCAUGUCGGCGUCUCUCCGUAUGCUGCUCCUGUUGCUAAAGUGGCGACAGCAGGUGGUCUUCUCGGUGUAGCGUAUUCCGCAGCUCCCGCCGUCUCUCACAUGACAUACAGCAACGGACUUGGCCUGACCUAUUCAUGGUAGACAUGUGCUUUGUAAAUUAUGUUCAAACGAUGAUUACUGAAAAAUUAGAUCUUAACUGAACUCAAAGAUUCCUCUUAAUUUAUUACCUGAUAGUUGUAACAUAACUUGUUAUUGAAUACAUUAAUGAAUUAAAUAUAUAUCGUU
Molecule: messenger RNA, 789 nt
Organism: Cydia pomonella (codling moth)
Lineage: Eukaryota; Metazoa; Arthropoda; Insecta; Lepidoptera; Tortricidae
Gene: CPF
Product: pupal cuticle protein C1B-like
Exons: 4
Coding region: 145-645 (166 amino acids)
Source: RefSeq, a predicted model, not a curated record